Messenger RNA from Hemicordylus capensis (graceful crag lizard), 2334 nucleotides. It is a transcript of the gene ACE2, whose product is annotated as angiotensin converting enzyme 2. Gene Ontology annotation, cellular component: plasma membrane. Gene Ontology annotation, molecular function: peptidyl-dipeptidase activity; metallopeptidase activity. The record is from RefSeq and is a predicted model, not a curated record. Gene Ontology annotation, biological process: proteolysis. NCBI's taxonomy places the organism in Eukaryota, Metazoa, Chordata, Lepidosauria, Squamata, Cordylidae. The coding region runs from base 22 to 2334 and encodes 770 amino acids. The transcript is spliced from 17 exons.
UCUCUUGGUCUGGGAGGAAGUAUGUUGGUCCAUCUGGGGUUUAUCUGGAGCUUGGCUCUUCUGGCUCUGGCACAGGAUGUGACCCAACAAGCUGCAGAAUUUUUGGUGCAAUUUGAUAUACAAGCAGAAACAUUAUCAUAUGAAAGUUCACUCGCUUCAUGGGAUUAUAACACCAACAUCACAGAAGAGAAUACCAAGAAGAUGAAUGAAGCGGGUUCCAAAUGGUCAGAAUUUUAUGGAAAAGCCUCCCAAAAUGCCAGUAAUUUCAAUUUGUCUAACAUUUCAAAUGAUACUAUCAAACUCCAGCUUCAGUCUCUUCAGGACAAAGGAUCAUCGGUGUUGCCGCCAGAAAAAUACAGCCAACUAAAUACUAUUUUAAAUGAAAUGAGUACCAACUACAGCACUGGGACUGUGUGCAAACCAGAUGAUCCUGAUACAUGUAUUCCCCUGGAACCAGGCCUGGACAUGAUAAUGGCCAGCAGCACGGAUUACUCAGAGAGGCUGUGGGCAUGGCAAGGUUGGAGAGCUAAUGUUGGCAAGCAGAUGAGGCCUUUAUAUGAAGGUUAUGUUGAGUUGAAGAAUGAGGCUGCAAGAGCAAACGGAUAUGAUGACUAUGGGGAUUACUGGAGAGGAAAUUAUGAAGUAGAUUUUCCAGACGAUUAUCGCUACAGUCGCAAUCAGCUGAUCACUGAUGUGGAGAAGACAUUUGAACAAAUCAAACCUUUGUAUCUGGAGCUGCAUGCUUAUGUGAGGCAUCAUCUUCGGAGAGUCUAUGGUUCAGAUCACAUUGACCCAAAUGGAUGUCUUCCUGCUCAUUUACUUGGUGACAUGUGGGGUAGAUUUUGGACAAAUUUAUACCCCUUAGUGGUUCCUUACCCAGAUAAACCAAACAUUGAUGUAUCUUCUGCAAUGGAGGAAAAGAAUUGGACUGUAACUGCCAUAUUUAAAGCUGCUGAGGAUUUUUUUGUCUCAGUUGGCCUCUUUAACAUGACUGAAGGCUUCUGGAAAAAUUCUAUGCUUGUGGAACCAAAUGAUGGCAGGAAAGUUGUCUGUCACCCCACGGCUUGGGAUUUGGGGAAAAAGGACUACAGGAUCAAGAUGUGCACAAAAGUGACUAUGGAUGACUUCCUGACAGCACACCAUGAGAUGGGGCACAUUGAGUAUGAUAUGGCCUAUUCUGAUCUUCCGUAUCUGCUUAGAAGUGGUGCCAAUGAAGGAUUCCAUGAAGCUGUAGGAGAGAUCAUGUCACUAUCUGCAGCCACUCCAAAGCAUUUGAAAUCCCUUGGCCUUCUGGAUCCUAAUUUUCAAGAAGAUGAUGAAACAGAUAUCAAUUUCCUGCUCAAACAAGCUUUGACUAUUGUUGGAACGAUGCCCUUUACUUACAUGCUAGAGAAAUGGCGGUGGAUGGUGUUUGCUGGUCAGAUUCCAAAAGAACAGUGGAUGAAGAAAUGGUGGGAAAUGAAGCGAGAGAUAGUAGGUGUUUUUGAACCAGUGCCACAUAAUGAAGAAUAUUGUGAUCCUGCAGCUCUCUUCCAUGUAGCCAACGAUUAUUCUUUUAUACGAUAUUAUACAAGGACCAUUUAUCAAUUCCAGUUUCAAGAGGCACUUUGCAAAGCUGCUAACCACACAGAUCAUCUUUACAGAUGUGACAUUACUAAUUCCACAGCAGCUGGUCAAAUGUUGGGGGACAUGCUUGCCUUAGGAAGAUCACAGCCUUGGACUAAAGCUUUAGAAAGCAUGACAGGAGAGAAGAAAAUGAAUGCAACACCAUUGCUUCACUACUUUCAACCUUUAUAUGUAUGGCUGCAGAAGAACAAUUCCAACAGAGUUGUUGGUUGGGAUAUAGCCGAGACUCCAAAUAUGAAUGAAUCAAUCAAAGUGAGGAUCAGCCUGAAAGCAGCACUGGGAAUCAAUGCAUAUGAAUGGAAUGAAAAUGAAAUGUAUUUAUUCAGAUCAACUAUCGCCUAUACCAUGAGAGAGUACUUUCUGAAGGUCAAGAAAGAAGCAGUUCCAUUUGUAGCCAACGAUGUUCAUAUAAGUGAUGUGACAUCAAGGAUCUCCUUUAAUUUUGUUGUCAGCAUGCCCAAUAACAUCUCGGACUUGGUUCCUAAAUCUGAAGUGGAAGAAGCAAUCAGAAAGUUUCGGGGACGCAUCAAUGACGCUUUCAGACUAGAUGACCAAACUUUGGAGUUUAUUGGCAUUUCUCCAACAUUGGCGCCACCUCAAGAACCUCCAGUUACUGUUUGGCUUAUCGUAUUUGGAGUUGUUAUGGGUGUUAUAGUGGUUGCAUCUAUUGGCCUGAACAUCUCAGGGUUGAGAGACCGAAGAAAGUAA